AUGGAAAACUUUGGCGAGAAACUCAGUAUUUCACAAAUAUACCACUUAGCACACGAAUACCGCGACCAUGCAUACUCAGGUGCAAAUAAAAUCGGUUCCGAGGAAGAGUUGGAACAGUACUAUUCUCUCAUAAACAUGUCUAUCCGGAUGUUUCAGUUAUUGAAGACGAAAUGCACGCUUUCAGUGGUGGAGGAUAGUAAAGUCACGUUUGAGAUGGUGGAGUUGCUAAUACAGGAGACGUAUAAUUUUGACUUAGCAGAGCUUUACAUUUCCAGUUUGAAAGAGCGAUUGCAGACGCACCAGAACGGCAUGGAUUUGGUAGAAGAGCUCAUGCGUUGCGAGUUUCUGCUAUUGCACGAUUUGCCGCUGAUGAGAGAUAGUAAGUUCCACUACAAGAUUGCGCUAAAGAACUGUAAUGAAGUAGUUCAGUACAUGGCAAGCUUGCAAGGUGAAGUCUAUCAAAAUUGGGCAUCCGUAUUCCGGUAUGUCGGCGUGAUGCUUUGUAUCAAGCUGAAGCAGCACCGUAGAGUAAAGACGAGUUUUCACGGGUUACUCUCGCAAUGUCGGGAGAAAUCACAAUGGAAGUGGUUUCUAAAUCUGUGCUACGUGAAUUAUUUGCUGAAUGAGAGGUUCCCAAUUCCCGAGGAGGCUCUGCAUGAGCUUAGAAGCACGGAGCUGGACACGGUGGGGCCCGCGCUAUAUGCGUGGAAGUUGGCAUUAGAGAUGGUGAUCCAGCUUUAUAAAGACGGCAACAUUACGGAGCAUCUGAACGAAUUCAAAAAGUUUUUCGAUACGUGCAAGCAAUCUCUAGUUGAGGAUGAAGGUAAGGGGUGCGUGAUCACAAUCAUGCCAAGGAUGACGUUGAAAGUAGACCUGCCUAUGAUUUUCCACUACAAGGAAUUGAAGAAUGUACUGUUGUUAUUGCAAAGCGUCAGCUACAUCGUGAAUUGUUAUGACGAAAAGGGGAACUUCUCGAGGAAGUUCCUGCCUAAAGUGUAUUCUACGACCCAGAAACUGAUAAAGAACAUUGCCGCCGGCGAUGUUUCGAUGAAUGAGCUGGACUCGCGAAUCCAGACAUACAAAAGCAUCCUUGAAUUUUGCGAGUUCUACAAAGUGUGGGAAGAAAUACUCUUGAAGGGGGCCGUAGUGGAGACUAACUCAUCGAAAUUAGGGCCCUCGCCAGGCUACGUGAAGCUGCUGCAAGCAAUGAAGAUUCAGUUUGAAGGCGGCGGCGCCGUGGAAGAGUACACGCGGCUUGCACAAUCUGGCGGCACAUCUAGCGAAGUGAAGAUGAUAUCGCUUCUGAAUUGCUACACGGUGCAGGCGGCAAGAGUGAGCCGGUGUCCUGGGGACAAGCAGGGCGAGCUCGUGGAACAAUGCAACAAGGUGUGGCUCCAGGUGGAGAAAUUGCUACAAGAAACAGACCUGCAGUUUAACCCCAUAUGGGAGUGCACAGUAACGGUCCUAUGGCUUUUCAGCCAUUUUGAGCCGUUCAGCUGGAACCCGCUGCCAUGUAGUGACAAGCAGCGCGCCGAAUACGUGUCGAAACUCCGCGAGUUCUACUCUAGCAACAAGUUCGCUGCUGCUGGAGGUACUGCGAACGACCGAUUCAAAUUAAAGAAGGCUCUAUUGCUGCAAGUACUAGUGAACUAUUUAGGCGGUCGAAUGCUCGAACACGAUCUGGGUGAGAUCCACGCGAUCUCAGAAAAGUGUUUCGAUAUGUGCCGCCAGCAGGGUGGCAUGCGUAAGAUCCAAUACGUAGUCGGAAUAUGGCAUUUGAUGAAUUGUACGGUGGGGAUGCGGGGAAAAGACGUCGCUCUCACAAACGCGAAGCUGGAGGCGCUGGUUAAGCAAAUUACCAGUGUCAAAUAA
Molecule: messenger RNA, 1872 nt
Organism: Saccharomyces paradoxus
Lineage: Eukaryota; Fungi; Ascomycota; Saccharomycetes; Saccharomycetales; Saccharomycetaceae
Gene: SCC4
Product: cohesin-loading factor complex subunit SCC4
Exons: 1
Coding region: 1-1872 (623 amino acids)
Biological process (GO): mitotic sister chromatid cohesion
Source: RefSeq, a predicted model, not a curated record